AUGGUAGAAGGUUGUGGGCAUGUAGACCAGGCCUGUUCACCGAUCUGCUCGUGCGAGCUGCCUCGCGCGCACCCCUCAGCAAUCCUGAGCAACCGGCCGCUGAGCAUCGUGAACGACGAGAACAAUGGGCAGUUGGAGACGGACUGGCGGCACAGCGAAUUUAUCAACGAGUGCUUGCUGUGGCACAACGUGUACCGCCAGCGCCACAGUGCUCGGCCACUCGCGCUCUGCCCGCAGCUUUGCAGUUACGCCCAGGCCUGGGCAAACCACUUGGCACACGUGAACACAUUCUACUACCGGACAGACCGCGACAUCGGCCAAAACCUGUUUUGCCGGCCUACUACGACCCUCCAGGCAGAUGUCACAGGUCAGGAAGUAGUAACCUAUUGGUAUAGUGCGGUACGCCAGUACAACUACCUCAAGGAGCCUGACAUCCUGCAUGCCAACGUCAAUGCAGGGCACUUCACGCAGCUGGUGUGGGCGUCGACGACGCACGUGGGGCUGGGCAAGGCGCGGUCGCGCUCUGGCAAGGUGCUGGUGGUGGCGCACUACCGGCCGGCGGGCAACGUGUCGGGCCUGUUCCAGCAGAACGUGUUCCCGCCGCUGGCGCUGCCGCAGCCGCUUCGAUAG
Schistocerca serialis cubense is the source of this 630-nucleotide messenger RNA. Its product is annotated as Golgi-associated plant pathogenesis-related protein 1-like. Gene Ontology annotation, cellular component: extracellular region. The record is from RefSeq and is a predicted model, not a curated record. NCBI's taxonomy places the organism in Eukaryota, Metazoa, Arthropoda, Insecta, Orthoptera, Acrididae. The transcript is spliced from 6 exons. Bases 1 to 630 code for a protein of 209 amino acids.